This is a messenger RNA of Gastrolobium bilobum, 4692 nucleotides long. RefSeq names its product DNA (cytosine-5)-methyltransferase 1-like. The coding region runs from base 1 to 4692 and encodes 1563 amino acids. The record is from RefSeq and is a predicted model, not a curated record. The transcript is spliced from 12 exons. Gene Ontology annotation, molecular function: chromatin binding; DNA (cytosine-5-)-methyltransferase activity. Lineage: Eukaryota; Viridiplantae; Streptophyta; Magnoliopsida; Fabales; Fabaceae. Gene Ontology annotation, cellular component: nucleus.
AUGGGUUCCUCUGUUCCUCUAGAUUCUUCUCAAUCUCAACCCUCUCCCACUUCCAAUUCAGGUGUUAAAAAAAACAAGAGUAAACAGAAAUCUGCUGUUUCCAAAACUGAAGAGGAAGUUAUGGCUGGAGAUGGAGAUAAACGAAAGAAACGAGGUUUGUCAGAAAGAAGUGAGCAGCCUGCUGCUACUCGCAAAAUGCCAAAACGGGCUGCAGCAUCAAAAAAUUUGAAGGAGAAAUCCUUUUCCAUAUCUGAGAAAUCUUCUCUCAUUGAAACAAAGAAGGAUCAAACUGUAGAUGAAGAAACUCUGGCUGUCCGCCUGACUUCUGGACAAGAUGAAGGUCGUCCAAAUAGAAGAAUUACAGACUUUAUCCUUCAUGAUGAAGAUGGUAAAGCACAGCCACUUGAAAUGCUGGAAGUUAAUGAUCUAUACAUCUCUGGAGUUAUAUUUCCUUUUGAAGGAAGUACAGACAAGAAAAAAGAGAAAGGUAUUAGAUGUGAAGGCUUUGGUCGAAUUGAAUCAUGGAAUAUAUCUGGCUAUGAAGAUGGCUCUCCAGUGAUAUGGCUUUCUACUGAUGUUGCUGAUUAUGAUUGCCAGAAACCAGCUACUAGUUACAAAAAAAUUUAUGAUCCUUUCUUUGAAAAGGCCCGAGUAUGUAUAGAAGUAUACAAAAAACUUGCAAAGUCUUCUGGUGGAGACCCUGACAUAAGUCUUGAUGAGUUACUUGCUGGCAUGGCACGGUCUAUGAGUGGUAGCAAGUCCUUUUGUGGAACUGCAUCUCUAAAGGAUUUCAUUAUUUCUCAGGGUGAGUUCAUUUAUAAGCAGCUCGUAGGUUUGGAGAUGACAUCGAAGACAAAUGACAGGAUGUUUGCAGAUAUUCCUGCUCUUGUUGCUCUUAGAGAUGAGAGUAAGAAACAAGCAAACCAUGUACAUGCACAGGUAAUGCCUUCAAAUCGGAGUUUAACAAUUGAUUCUGGAAUUGGAGAUGAAGAGAACAACAAUGAGAUGAAUUCAAUGACUUCUGUAGCUGAGGAGGAUGAAGAUGCAAAGUUAGCAAGGCUAUUGCAUGAAGAAGAGUAUUGGAAAUCUAUGAAGCAGAAGAAAAACCCAAGGUCAUCCUCUGCAUCUAAUAAAUACUAUAUCAAAAUUAACGAAGAUGAGAUUGCCAAUGAUUACCCUCUCCCUGCUUAUUAUAAAACCUCCCUUCAAGAAACAGACGAAUUUAUAGUCUUUGAUAAUGACUAUUACGUGGAUGACAUUGAAGAUCUUCCUCGAAGCAUGCUGCAUAAUUGGUCUUUAUAUAACUCGGAUGCAAGAUUGAUUUCCUUGGAACUUCUUCCUAUGAAGCCUUGUUCUGAGAUUGAUGUUACAAUCUUUGGAUCAGGUAUAAUGACUUCAGAUGAUGGAAGUGGGUUCCAUUUGGAUACUGAGAAUGGCCAAUCUUCUUCCAAUGGUUCUGGAGCACAGGUUGCUGAUGGAAUUCCAAUUUAUCUGAGUGCCAUAAAGGAAUGGGUAAUUGAAUUUGGAUCGUCUAUGAUUUUCGUAUCUAUCAGAACAGAUAUGGCCUGGUAUAGACUUGGCAAACCAUCAAAGCAGUAUGCUCCUUGGUAUGACACAGUUUUGAAAACUGCAAGGCUUGCUAUAAGCAUUAUCAUGUUGUUGAAGGAGCAGAGCCGAGUAUCGCGACUUUCCUUUGGAGAUGUCAUCAGGAAAGUAUCUGAGUUUAAUCGGCAAAAUAUGUCUUACAUUUCUUCUGACCCGUUGGCUGUUGAGAGAUAUGUUGUUGUCCAUGGACAGAUCAUUCUGCAACUGUUUGCAGAAUUUCCUGAUGAAAAGAUCAGAAAGUCUGCAUUUGUGACUGGUCUAACGAACAAAAUGGAAGAACGACACCAUACUAAAUGGUUAGUGAAGAAGAAGAAAGUUGUGCCCGGGAGUGAACCAAAUUUAAAUCCUAGGGCAGCAGUGGCUCCUAUUGUCUCCAAGAGGAAGGCUAUGCAAGCUACGACAACGAGGCUGAUCAAUAGGAUAUGGGCAGAGUAUUACUCAAACCACUUGCCAGAGGAUUCUAAAGUGGGAACUGCUAGUGAAUUAAAGGAUGAGGAUGAAGUGGAGGAAUUGGAAGGGAAUGAAGAUGAGGAUACUGAGGAGACAUUAGACAUGGAGGGAACCCAAAAGCCACCUUCAGUUUCCAAACAAACCAAAAUAUUUUCUGCUGACAAAGAAAUAAGAUGGGAAGGGGAUCCUGAAGGGAAGACCAGUUCUGGAUAUCUUCUGUAUAAGCAGGCAAUUAUUCAUGGGGAAGUUAUUUCUGUGGGAAGAUCUGUGUUAGUGGAAGUUGAUGAUUCAGAUGAACUUCCUGUUAUAUACUAUGUUGAAUAUAUGUUUGAAUCAAAGGUUGGACGUGGACAAAAAAUGUUUCAUGGUAGGAUGAUGCAGCAUGGUUGUCAGACUGUUCUUGGCAACACUGCUAAUGAGAGAGAGGUGUUUUUGACUAAUGAAUGCAGGGAUUUGGGACUGCAGGAUGUUAAGCAGACAGUUGUUGUAAAUAUUCAAAAAGCGCCUUGGGGGCAUCAGCAUCGGAAGGAUAAUAUUAUUGCACGUAAACUUGAUAGGGAUAGAGCAGAAGAAAGGAAGAAGAAAGGACUACCUAGUGAAUAUUACUGUAAAAGCCUGUACUGGCCUGAAAAAGGUGCUUUCUUCAGCCUUCCGUUUGAUACUUUGGGUCUAGGGUCUGGCAUGUGCCACUCUUGCAAAUUAAAAGAAGACCAAAUGGAGAAGGAUGUUUUCAAAGUAAAUCCAUCUAAGUCUGGUUUCCUAUUGAGAGGAACUGAAUAUUCUCUUAAUGAUUAUGUUUACGUAAGUCCUUUUGACUUUGAGGAAAGGAGAGAGCAGGCAACUUAUAAGAGUGGGAGGAAUGUAGGGUUGAAAGCUUAUGUUGUGUGCCAAGUGCUCGAGAUCAUUGUCAAAAAGGAAAUAAAACAAGCUGAAAUGAAAUCUAUACAGGUCAAGGUUAGAAGGUUCUUCCGACCUGAAGAUGUAUCUAAUGAGAAGGCAUACUGCUCUGAUAUACAAGAGGUGUAUUAUAGUGAUGAAACACAUAUAAUCUCUGUACAAUCCAUAGAAGGGAAAUGUGAAGUGAGAAAGAAGAAUGAUAUCUCCGAAAGCAGUGCCCCUGGAAUCUUCCAAAAUGCAUUUUUCUGUGAGCGUUUGUAUGAUCCUGCUACUGGGUCACUCAAACAGUUGCCAGCUCAUAUCAAAGUAAAAUAUUCAAGUGGAAAUAAAGAUGAUGCUGCUAGAAAGAGAAAAGGAAAGAGUAAAGAGGGAGCUAACAUUUCAGAGUCUGAUAAUGAAACAAAAACAUUGGAUGAAAAACGUUUAGCAACCUUGGACAUUUUUGCAGGUUGUGGUGGUUUAUCAGAGGGGCUGCAGCAGUCGGGAAUUGCAUUAACUAAAUGGGCUAUUGAGUACGAAGAACCAGCUGGGGAUGCGUUUAAAGCUAAUCAUCCUGAAGCAUUGGUGUUUAUUAACAAUUGCAAUGUUAUUCUUAGGGCUGUAAUGGAGAAGUGUGGGGACACAGAUGAUUGUAUCUCAACAUCUGAGGCUGCAGAAUUGGCUGGGUCACUUGAUAAGAAGGAAAUAAGCAGUUUACCAAUGCCUGGGCAAGUUGAUUUCAUUAAUGGGGGACCUCCAUGUCAGGGUUUCUCUGGGAUGAAUAGGUUUAACCAAAGCAGUUGGAGUAAAGUCCAGUGUGAGAUGAUAUUAGCAUUCUUAUCCUUUGCUGAUUAUUUUCGGCCAAGGUAUUUCUUGUUGGAGAAUGUGAGGAACUUUGUGUCUUUUAACAAAGGGCAAACAUUCCGUUUAACAUUGGCUUCACUUCUUGAGAUGGGCUAUCAGGUGAGGUUUGGUAUCCUUGAGGCUGGAGCUUAUGGUGUUUCCCAGUCAAGAAAAAGGGCAUUUAUAUGGGCAGCUUCUCCAGAGGAUGUGCUUCCUGAGUGGCCAGAACCAAUGCAUGUCUUUGCUGCCCCUGAGUUGAGAAUCACAUUAUCAGAAAAUGUCCAGUAUGCUGCUGUCCGUAGUACUGCAAAUGGUGCGCCAUUACGCGCAAUAACUGUUCGGGAUACCAUUGGUGAUCUCCCAGCUGUGGGCAAUGGAGCCUCUAAAGCAAAUAUGGAGUAUCAACAUGAUCCCGUCUCAUGGUUUCAAAAGAAGAUUCGAGGUGAUAUGGUUGUCUUGACUGAUCAUAUAUCAAAGGAGAUGAAUGAGUUGAACUUGAUUCGAUGUCAGAAAAUUCCCAAGAGACCAGGUUGUGAUUGGCGUGAUCUUGCAGAUGAAAAGAUAAAAUUAUCUACUGGGCAAGUUGUUGAUUUGAUACCUUGGUGCUUGCCAAACACAGCCAAGCGGCAUAAUCAAUGGAAGGGACUGUUUGGUAGGUUGGAUUGGGAAGGAAAUUUUCCAACUUCCAUAACAGACCCUCAACCAAUGGGGAAGGUUGGAAUGUGCUUCCAUCCUGACCAAGAUAGGAUUCUUACUGUUCGUGAAUGUGCCAGAUCUCAAGGCUUCCCAGAUAGCUACCAAUUUGCUGGCAACAUCAUACACAAGCACAGGCAGAUUGGUAAUGCUGUUCCUCCUCCACUGGCACUUGCUUUAGGGAGAAAGCUCAAGGAAGCGGUGGAUAAUAAGAGCUCCAGUUAG